AUGAAUGGAGAGUACUCUACCAAUUCAGUCAUCUCCAACAAGAAACAAGCUAUAAUCCUCAACUAUCCUGAUGACGUGACAUGCGCAAAUGACAGCGUGGAAGCGCUCAAGGACCGCACCGGUUCUUCCCUGUCGGCUAUCAAGAAGUACAUCGGUGGCAACUACAAGUUCGACGUGGAGAAGAAAUCGCACUUCAUAAAGCGCGCUCUGAAAAGCCUGGUGGAGAAGGGUACCCUCCUACAGGUUAAAGGGACCGGGGCGUCGGGGUCCUUCAAGAUCAACGUGGCAGCCAAGAAAGCCGCCGAGAAGGCGGCAAAGAAGGCCGUCAAGAAGCCAGUCAAGAAACCCGCGGCUAAGAAGGCCACGAAACCAAAGACAACCAAGCCAAAGAAACCCAAGGCGAAGAAGGCUACCACCCCCAAGAAGACGACGACCAAGAAACCGACCGCGAGCAAGAAAACCAAGAAAUCUCCUGCCAAGAAACCUGCUAGCAAGAAAUCCGUCAAAAAGACUCCCACAAAGAAGACCACCAAGAAGACCGCGCCCGCCAAGAAGGCCUCCAAGCCCAAGAAGAAGUGAAGAUCUAACCGAAAAUUCCGGCCCUUUUCAGGGCCACCCACAUCCUUACAAAAGAACUAUCUCAAUCACAUAUCCACACGAAUACAUACUAUCUCUGUCCUUGAAAGAUAGAACACAUGGAAUAAAGAGUAACAACAACAACAAUAAUAAUAAUAAACUUUUUCUAAGUACAGCAGCACCGCCCUCCCCAUCCCCUUGCUCAAGUUAAAAGAUGAACGAUCACACACACACACACACACACGCGCGCGCGCACAGUCUAACAAAACUAUUGUUAUUUCGUUGACACAGUGAAGACAAAGUCAUAUUGUGCAUUUAUCGACAAAUAUGCCGUCUUGUUACGUAUUACCUCACGUAGGCACAAAUCUACACUAGUAUCCGAUAGCCAUUCUAAACAGCUCAAUAUCAAAAUUGCCAUAUUUUCCGACGUGACGCCGGUCCAA
This is a messenger RNA of Branchiostoma floridae (Florida lancelet), 1019 nucleotides long. Its product is annotated as histone H1-like. Gene Ontology annotation, cellular component: nucleosome; nucleus. Gene Ontology annotation, molecular function: structural constituent of chromatin; nucleosomal DNA binding; double-stranded DNA binding. Bases 1 to 579 code for a protein of 192 amino acids. Gene Ontology annotation, biological process: negative regulation of DNA recombination; nucleosome assembly; chromosome condensation. NCBI's taxonomy places the organism in Eukaryota, Metazoa, Chordata, Leptocardii, Amphioxiformes, Branchiostomatidae. The record is from RefSeq and is a predicted model, not a curated record. The transcript has 2 exons.